This is a messenger RNA of Tyto alba (common barn owl), 6537 nucleotides long. It is a transcript of the gene NR0B1, whose product is annotated as nuclear receptor subfamily 0 group B member 1. Gene Ontology annotation, cellular component: nucleus; cytoplasm. Bases 1599 to 2444 code for a protein of 281 amino acids. The transcript has 2 exons. The record is from RefSeq and is a predicted model, not a curated record. Gene Ontology annotation, molecular function: transcription factor binding; transcription corepressor activity. Gene Ontology annotation, biological process: negative regulation of transcription by RNA polymerase II. Lineage: Eukaryota; Metazoa; Chordata; Aves; Strigiformes; Tytonidae.
CUGAUAGAGUAGGGCAGACUUCACAGGGAAAAGAAAUUGCUGAGAUCCAGCCCAAAGUUGUUUCUAAGAAAUCCAAAGCACUCAAUGGCAUUUGCUUGAAACACAUGCAUAGUUUUAUUGAAAAAAAAUGUAGCUUUCCAGGGGUGAUUUAGACAUCCCUUUGUAGCAGACACUGAUGGAGCAGGUACAAAAGGUUGCUUGCAACUGGCUACAUUCUCUAAAUCAGUGCCAAGGUUCUUUCAAAUCACAUGAAACAUAAAAUGUUUCUGUUUUAGCCCAUGUCCUGCACGUGGAAGUAACUCUGUACUUUCUGUGGAGAUUAAAUACUCCUCACUGCUGCACCCACUUUUAGUUAGCCCAACUGAGAAAGUCAGUGUGCUCAUUUUUAAUUCAUGAGUAAAUCACAUUUGGACAGUCACUAUUCCCUUACCCCUCAUGUGUAAAUAGCAAGGCUUGGAAAGAUUAUUUCCUUGCUUUGUAUGCCACAUGGAGGAGAUGGGUCUCAGAAAAGUGGGUAUCUAAAUCUAAGAGGAAAGAUUCACUUCAAGACAAGCAGAGCUUGAAAGGAAAACGGAAAUAUAUUUAAACUGGUGAAUGAAACAACAUGGGAUAGGAAAGAUGUGCCGUGUGUCACAAAGCAGAGGAAGGUAAUUAGUCAUGCAGGAUGGUUUCACAGUAGAUCCACGUAGAUGCUACAGUGGGACCAGCCCCAGGGCACCCUAACCGAGCCUUGCUUGCACCCCAACCUCACAGAGCCACGCUCAUUUGGGCAGGAACAUGUCUGCUUCUCCCUCCCCACACAGCAGCAGGAAGGUGUUACUUAGGCGCUUGGGACAGUACUCCUUAGGACAGGCACAUGCAGACGCCCCGGCAUCAUUAGCGGCGUCUCCUUUCUCCCCUCCUGCGGGAAUUUUAGUCUUUGGGCCAAUUCCGCCCUGCCUCCCCCCAGUUCACCUUUUCCCUCCCCUCACACCGCUCGGCUACAGCACCCGGGAGGGCAGCGGCGCCAUUUUGCCCCGCGGCCCCGCGGGGCUCUCGGGGGGCGGCGGCGGCGGCGCACAGCGAGGGCAAAACGAGAGGGCGGUGGGAGCUGCUUUCCUCGUCCCGCCCUGCCCUGCCCUAAGAAGCCCGGGAUAAUAUCAAACGGGCCGGGGGCGCGGGAAGAGGGGGUGAGAAGGGGCGUCCCGCUGCCCCGCACCGGGGGAGGCAGUCGGGCCGCUCUUCGCGCCGCAGCCUGUCGGCAGGGGCGGCCGGCUCGCCGGCUCCCUCUAGGUACCGUUGCCUCAGGAAAGGAGGAGGGGAUUCUUUUUUUUUUUUUUUUUUUUUUCUUUCCCCCCCUCCCCUCCUCUCUCUCUUUUCCAGCCAGUAAAGAGUGUCUGCCCCUUUGAACCGCUGGUACAGCGCUUGCGGCUGCACACACGCGCACACACCCGCCGGCUAUAAAUAAGUUAAGAGCCGGGCAGAGGGCGAGCAGUGUGCGUCUCCCGGCGGGCCGAGGCGGCCGGGAUCGCUGCCGCCCAGCCCCCCUCUGCCUUCCUCCCCCCCCCCCCCCCCAGCUGUGCUCGCACCCUUGGGUGCCGAACCCCCCCCGGGGUGCCAUGGCGUGCGUGGAGCGCUGCCGCUGCUGCGCGGGCGGCCGGCGGAACAGCAGCAUCCUCUACAGCAUCCUCCGGAGCGAGGAGCGGGCGGCGUCGCCGGCGGGGCAGGGGCCGAGGCGGGCGGGGCGGGCGUCCCGCGGCUGCCCCUGCGGGUCGCGGCGGCGGGUGUCCCUGAGGAGCCCGCAGGUAGCCUGCAAGGCGGCCUCGGCCGUGCUGGUGAAGACGCUGCGCUUCGUCCAGAACGUGCCCUGCUUCCAGGAGCUGCCCCUGGACGAGCAGCUCCUGCUGGUCCGCAGCUGCUGGGCGCCGCUGCUGGUGCUGGGGCUGGCGCAGGACCGGGUGCACUUCGAGACGGUGGAGAGCGCGGAGCCCAGCAUGCUGCAGAGGAUCCUCACCGCCCGGCGGCAGGGCGAGCAGCCCCCGCCGCGGGGACCGGCGCCGGGCCGGCCGCAACACGGCCCCGGCGGCAGCGGCGGCGGCCCCCACCUGCCCUCGGCCGGGGAGAUUCAGUCCAUCAAGGGCUUCCUGGCCAAAUGCUGGAGCCUGGAUAUCAGCACCAAAGAGUACGCUUACCUCAAGGGGACGGUGCUCUUCAACCCGGAUUUACCUGGACUGCAGUGUACACAAUAUAUUGAAGGACUGCAGAGGGAAGCACAACAAGCUCUAAAUGAACAUGUCAGACUCAUUCACAGAGGUGAUGAAGCCAGAUUUGCCAAGCUGAAUAUUGUUCUAUCCUUGUUAAGAUCUAUUAAUGCUAAUGUAAUUGCCGAACUAUUCUUUAGGCCCAUCAUCGGAGCAGUGAACAUGGAUGACAUGCUUUUGGAAAUGCUUUGUGCAAAAUUAUAAAGGCGUGUAAAAUAAUGAAAAUAAAUCCAAUGCAAAGGAAGCCCUAGAGAAGAAUAGUGUAAAGUACUGUAAAUAAACUAACUUAUUGUUUUUACAUAGAUAGUAUUUUUGUAUUCCAUAAUAAAAUAUUCUCCAAGUUCUGAAAACACGGUGUUUUUGGAAUAAGAUUACAGUCAUCGAAACAAGCUUUAAGUUUGUGGAGAAUGCUCAUAUCCAAAGUUGACUGGCUGAUCUUUUACCCUGUCUCUGAAUAAAAAUCACACAUACUGUAUUGUACUUUCAAGGUGAGUAAUCCCUGCUUUUUCAAAAUAAGCAGCAGCCUAGGUUUACAUUUUAAAUGUAGUUGGCAUACAGAAGGUGGAAUGAACAAGCCAUUUACUUUGAAUAUUUCAGUAAUGUUAGAAUAGGGUACUGUAGUCAGUUCUGCUCAUAGUUCAAAUUCUGGAUCUGUCAAGGGCUUAUUGCAGUCAGUGAACUACUGUUGACUUUAACAGAGUUGAAGUUUAUGAAGAAUAUUAAAGAAAAUAUUCACCUAAGGUUUUCUUCCAUAUGGGGAAAAUGUAUUAGGAAUAUUUUGAGACUUAAUGUAGCUUGGCCAACUCUAACGCUUGCAGUAAAACAUUCUGUUCAACACAUAUUGGGCACUAGGAGAAUAAAGUAACUCUAUUGCCCAAAACAGCAAACAAACAAAAGCACCUCUAAAAAUAUUCAAACAGCAAAUGCUGGAUAGGGCCAGGAGAACCAUUGGCGUACACACCACACGUUUCUUUGCUUUUCAUCUAGGUAAUUGAUAGUUAGGAUUUCAAAAGCCAGAUUCUUCAGACUGUAUUCCUGUAGAAAUACAAAAUUAUUAUGCUGAAACAUGGUGUACCACUGGUACAUCCAUCAGAAUUUGUCAGCUAGCAUGAAGAUGUCUUAAUUAAACAUUGAGCUUACACUUUUUUUCUUUUGUGUCUUGGACUUCAUCCUUUCUCUCACAGCAGAUGUGUUUUUAUUGAAAAAAUAAAUACUCAUUUAAAAGGGAAAACCGGUGAUUUAAGGAGGAUUUGUUUCAUGGUUUUCCUUUCUCUGUGUGCAGUUUUCUAGGCUUUCCUCUGGAGGAUAUUGGUAAAAAAUGGAGAAAGAAGUGUGACAGUGUUCCUGAAGUAAAAGAUAUCAGUAACUCUGUAUCAUUCACAUAUAUAUUAACCACUAGCAAUAAAAGGUGUUUUUUUUAAAACACAACAAAGUUGAGGCAGUUACUCUCCUUAGUAUGAGGUGUGCAGGGGAGAGAGGAACACAUGUGAAGAGCUUUCUUUUGCUGCCACCUUGCGCAAAGGAUAAUCACAGCUCAUGCACUCAGGUAAGGAGCAGGAUGGACUCUGGUCUUAUACCUACCUGGAUAAAACUUAUGGAAAAUGGAAAUGGCUAGAGAGGUAGACAAACAUUCCUACAGGGACAAGUUAAUCCACUGAAACUUGUACUGCCAUGGCAGUAAGAUUCUCAUAAUGGGCUGGCAUACAGUCACUGAGCAAACAGAACAAAGCAAAAAACACAUACCCCAUCCUGAAAGCAAUGAUGUAGCUUAAGUGCACCCUCUUCUGGUGCUCACGUAACUGGGUAACGUUAGGAGCUGAGGAGCUUCCCAAAAAUUCCAAAGAACAAAAAGUAUGUAAGUAAAGUGCGCUUCACUACCAGUUCAGACUUCAGACCAGUUCAGACAUAACACAGCGGGCUUAGUCUUUAUGUUAAGUUGAUGCUUUUAUAUGUACACACAGAUGCAUGUAAAAAUAUAUAGCAAAUAUAUACAUAUGGAGAAUAUUUACUGUGUAUCUAUAAGUGUUCUGUGAGUUUACAAUAGCUUCUGAACUUGUCUAACAUCUCUGUAACAUAAGUAUAUGUAUAUGUUUCACUCUUUCUCUGUAAACAGCAUAUGAGUUUACAAUAGUUAGUGUUCAAGGAUGCCUGGCAAAGAAAUCUCAUCACAAAAAGCACAAAGCAUGAUAAAACAUUUAAAUAGUGGUUAGUGGCAGAAGAUGAAUCUUGGUUAAGGACUGAAAAAAAUUCAGCAACCUCAGAUUAUAACAACCCCAUCUCCACUGAGAAUUUGUUAAUAUGCACACUAGUGUUCAGACUUUUCUGCUGAGUGGCAGAAGGUACUUGUUGGCAGUGCUCCUAACAAUGAAUUGUAAUAGCUGAACGAUGGUCACAGGCAAGGAUUUUCAGCUGAAGAGUCACCUUGAGACGGUUUGGAUCUAUUGUGCCUGUAAACACAAAAGUUUUCAUGACUCAGGUGGACCUGCUUACAUCUCCAGGUUUGAUAUCUGAACAAAUUCUGUAUUCUGCUCAAUUUUCUGAAGUUGUCAUGAAAAAUACUUCUGUGCACAAUGAGUCCACCUUGAACUCACUGUACUCUGUCAUAUUUCUCUUGGACCAGCAAUACUGUUAGUCAUUUAGCUGUCGUCUGUUCAAAUGGAUGCAACUGGGAACAGUAAGUAGGAAAUCUGAAUGGGAAAACCAAUUUAUCAAGGCUUUCUGCAGAGAACUGGCAAAAAAAAAAAAAAAAAAAAAAGUGUCUUCGUAGGUCAGAGGAAUAGGAAUGACAAAUCAAGAAUCUGUAGGAGGAACCAGGCUGAAGACUUGGAGAUCCAUGUAGGAGUGGGAGAGAAGAAACUAGUAUGAUUCUGGAAGAGAGUGGGGAAGGGUCUGAUUUUUGUGCAGGGACAAUGUGCCAAAAGCUGACUGGAAGCAGGUGAAGAGAGAUUGUAACUCAUAAGACAAGCCAGACCUUGGGCAAAAGGGUGCUUCUGGGAGAACUCUGUGUCAAGUCCAGAAAAUAUUGCAGAGCAGGGAGGAACCUACCCCAGGAGCUGACACAGAGGCAGACAGAGGCAUCCUCACCAACCUGCUGGGACUGGGUGGCCUGUUGUCUCCUCCACUGGUGCCUCUGCUGAAGAAGGGGCCACGGUGGCAGCUGUGCAGGUGUGAAGAGCAAGCUGCUCAGCGUUUGUCUGUGAGCAUACAGAAGGAAGCAAAAGUACUCUCUUGCCCCAGACCUUUGACCCUGGGUGCUCUGCAGCACAGUUUUCCACUGAGUAGGAGAAGUACUGGCUAGAUCCUUUUCUGCCCCGGCUCUGUCCUGUGCAGGGUGGGUGAACUCUGAAUUGGAUAGCCUGCAUGGCCGCUGCCGUGACCCACGGCAUCAUCUUCCUGGAUAUCCCUGGCAGGAGAGGGGGCACAGCCUGCCCGAGGCCUCAGGCAGGUAGGAGAGAACGGAAGGCUGGGCAAGGGAGAAGGAUGCUUCCACGGUAAUGUAGCCUUUACCAGAAGGAGUGGGGGUCAAGACUCUCCUGCAGCUUCAAGUGCCCCAAGAGGUAGUGGAUGAGACCUCCGUCAGCUAUCCUUGACUCCUGCAGAGGGAAAAGCCUGCCUCCAGCCCUGCCUUCUGCCGAGCAGUGCUGCGCUGCGCUGCUAGGCACAGCAUAAAAUUUCUCCUUAUUCUCUUAAAUAAACCAGUUAAGACUACUUUCCAGUUCAGUUAUUCAGAUGACUUCUGAGUAUUUUUAAGCGUUUUCUCUGUUUGCUCUUUAUCCCUGGCAUUCUGGGCAUGAACCUUCUCAUGAGCAUGGUGUUUUUACAGCCCUCCAGGAUGUUAGAGACAUUUUAACUGUGAGCAGCCUCCCAAGCAAUUUAAUCCUGCAAUCCCCAGGGAGGCAGUCUCAGAUAGAUAGGAGCAGUGCUGUACAAAAAGCCAUUCCCACUCACCUCAGCAUGGAAGUCCACUGCUUGUGGUCAGGACCGUGACACCAGCAGCCCAGGCACCGGCUUCUAAUCACAAAGUGCCAUUCAGCAGCGGUUACUGCUGUGUGAUACCCUUUUCUCUGAAGAGAUCUGAGAAAGGAUAAUUUAAAAACCAACUUGCAUUUUUAGUUAAUAAGGUUAUGAGUGUUUCUUUUAGAUAAGAAAAAGCAUGGCAUUUAUUUAUAAUCUUUGAUAUAUAACCUUUGUUUGGAUAGUAUUUCUAAUAAUUUAUUGUAAACUUUGCAGCAGUUUGCUCUUGUGGGUAGACUAUGAAUGCUGAUAAUGCCCAAUAAACAGUAACUUUGCUCCCAAA